AUGGGUAACAGCUUCUCCAGUAUUCCCGCCCUGCCCCGGGGCAGCCCGACUAGGGGGGCCCGGGUACAUCGCCAGCACCUGCAAGCCCGGGAGUUAGUGCCCCCACCUCUGACGCCCUCCCCUAGCUCCACGGCCCUUUGGCUGCACUUGAAGCCCAUUGAGAGCGAGCUCGUCCCCCCAGACUGCCUGCGUCCUCGCUCCUUCACUGCCAUCCGAAGGCCCUCCCUGCGGAGAGACCCUGAGGACACUCGCCUCUCCGUCAGCCUCUGCGACCUCAACGUGCAGGACGAGGGCUUCCAGGCAGCGGCGGCUGUGGCGGCCUCGGCCUGCUCCAUCCCCCAGAACUCCCUCAACUCUCAGCACUGCCACCUGCUGCCCCCUCAGCUGGAGAGCGACCUCCGCUUCCACCAGCUCCGCGGCGCCCACAUCAAGAUCCUGGAUGAGCAGACCGUGGCCCGGCUGGAGCAUGCGCGGGAGGAGCGGACGCUGGUCUUCACCAGCCGCCCAAUGCACGUCGGGGAGACCAUCUUCGUCAAGGUCAACAAAUCCAACACCUCCCGGCCCGGGACCCUGUCCUACGGCGUCACCACCUGUGACCCCGGGACCCUGCGGCCCAGCGACCUCCCCUAUAACCCGGAGGCCCUGGUGGAUAGGAAGGAGUUCUGGGCCGUGUGCCGGGUGCCCGGGCCCCUGCACAGCGGUGACAUCCUGGGCUUUAUGGUGACUGCGGACGGGGAGCUGCACCUGAGCCACAAUGGGGCCGCAGCGGGCAUGCAGCUCUGUGUAGACGUUUCCCAGCCCCUCUGGAUGCUCUUCAGUCUGCACGGGGCCGUCACCCAGAUCCGCGUCCUCGGUUCCACCAUCCUGGCUGAGAGAGGUGUCCCAUCUCUCCCAAGCUCCCCGGCAUCUUCACCCACUUCUCCUACGGGUCUGUGCAGCCGGCUCUCUGACCCACUGCUGAGUGCAUGCAGCUCUGGACCCCCUGGCAGUUCUCUUAGUGGCACAGCCCCCAACUCGCCCAUCAGCCUACCCGAGUCACCUCUGUCACCAGGCCCCGGGCCAGGGCCGUGGAGUGACGAGUGCACCAUCUGCUACGAGAACACAGUGGACACAGUCAUCUACACCUGCGGCCACAUGUGCCUCUGCUACUCCUGCGGCCUCCGCCUGAAGAAGACCGUCCACGCCUGCUGCCCCAUCUGCCGCCGAGUCAUCAAGGACAUCAUUAAGACCUACCGGAGCACCUAAUGGGGCUCCCACUGUCCCCCCGCUCCCACCCGGCCCACGGUGGGACUCUAGCCAUCGGGAGGCCAGCUCCGUCCCCAGCAGAGGGCUAGCAAACAGGGACCCCUUUUUCUCUCUCUUUUGGAAUCUUUUUCCCUCCUCCUCCAUUAAAAAAGCAAAGGAAAGGCUCCCCAGAGGCUUUAGGGCAUGUGGGGGAAAAGGGCAGCCCCUCCACGUGACCUCAGCGGCUACCGCAGACAUCUCCGGAGUCCAGGAGACGACAGACCUGUGCUUCGGACCUUAAUCCACGGGGGGAGGCCCCGUGUCAGGCCCUGUCUGGGGAUCCGUGCAAGGGGAGAGGCGGGGGAAAUCCAGGGUCUGGAGAAGUCAGGAAUGUCUCUCCUCGCUCCCACCCUCACAAGCCAUGCCUGACUAGGACUCCGGGGAGGAGGUGAUUGGGAGCCAGCGAGCACCUCCUCCCCCCGAGUGCACCCGCCCAGUGUGACCCCUUGAAAAAAGCCUCCUCUGAGUUCUUUUUCAGCUUCCCCUUCCUCUGUCCUCUAUGCUCUGUCUUCUUCCUCUCCUGCCAUCUCCUCUUCUCUGUGUCUCUCCCCGUCUCUCUCUCCCCCUCUCAUAGAUUCUCAGUGUUUGCCAGAAGGAUGUGGAGCUCUUUGGCAAGAACCUUCAGCUAGAGGACCUCCUAGAGCAGACAGAGGCCACUGGCUGGUGCACAUGGCUAGAAUGUUGGGUGUGGAGUCAGGAAGACCUGAGUUCAAGUCUUGCCUCAGACUCCCUGGCUGCA
This is a messenger RNA of Gracilinanus agilis (Agile Gracile Mouse Opossum), 2023 nucleotides long. It is a transcript of the gene NEURL1, whose product is annotated as neuralized E3 ubiquitin protein ligase 1. Gene Ontology annotation, molecular function: ubiquitin protein ligase activity. Gene Ontology annotation, cellular component: plasma membrane; postsynaptic density. The record is from RefSeq and is a predicted model, not a curated record. Gene Ontology annotation, biological process: negative regulation of Notch signaling pathway; nervous system development. Bases 1 to 1245 code for a protein of 414 amino acids. Lineage: Eukaryota; Metazoa; Chordata; Mammalia; Didelphimorphia; Didelphidae. The transcript is spliced from 5 exons.